Magnusiomyces paraingens is the source of this 402-nucleotide messenger RNA. RefSeq lists its product as uncharacterized. Gene Ontology annotation, molecular function: translation elongation factor activity; ribosome binding; RNA binding. The coding region runs from base 1 to 402 and encodes 133 amino acids. The transcript is spliced from 2 exons. Gene Ontology annotation, biological process: positive regulation of translational termination; positive regulation of translational elongation. The record is from RefSeq and is a predicted model, not a curated record. Lineage: Eukaryota; Fungi; Ascomycota; Dipodascomycetes; Dipodascales; Dipodascaceae.
AUGAUUAACAAGGUUGUUAAAUGCUCUUCGUUAUGCUUGAAUGACAUUGCCGUAAUCAAAGGCCGCCCUUGUCAGAUUUGUGAGAUUUCCAGAUCCGACAGCCAUGUUAAUAUAUCAGGAAUUGAUCUUUUCAAUGGCAAAGAAUUUAAAGACUUUUACACAUAUGAGCAUCCCAUUGAGAUGCCAAAAGUUGAACGGAGAACUUAUAAAGUAAUUGGACUGGAUGGCGGCCAGCUUUUGCUUUUAAAUCCUGUAAAUGGAGACAAGAUUGAAAUUGAAUUACCAAGGACUAUUGCAGGUGAUGACAUAAAGGAACAAUUUACAAAUGGUAAAGAUGUUAAUGUCAAAGUUUUAAAAGCUUUAGGGAAGGCAAUUAUUGCCACGUAUGAAGUGGCUUACUAA